Molecule: messenger RNA, 318 nt
Organism: Colletotrichum abscissum
Lineage: Eukaryota; Fungi; Ascomycota; Sordariomycetes; Glomerellales; Glomerellaceae
Exons: 3
Coding region: 1-318 (105 amino acids)
Source: RefSeq, a predicted model, not a curated record
AUGACUAAGCCCCGUCGGUCAGAGCGUCUUAGUCAGCAUGUACAACAAGUUAUCAUAGCACGCGCAGUCGACGGGACCCCAGCCCAGAACGAGCUAUCGGGCUGUGUCACCCCUAACGAAGUCUACCUACAUGCCCCUAAGAAUGAGACGCGAGACACUUCGUACGAUGUUGGCGUCAACGCACCGCUCCAUGACCCGGUUUUGGACACGAUCUACGCCUACCCAUACGGAUUCGGUCCUGCGGCAAUGUCUGGAUUUCCGCCGUACGAUCUCAGCGACCGAGAUGUCGAAUUUCGAGACAAAAGCUAUAGAGCGUGA